AUGGAAACUGACUCAUUUUCUCCUAUCAGUACACAUGAUUAUAACAAUAAAGAAUCUGAAGGGGUGGGAACAAAAGGUCACUAUGAAGCACAAUGUCGAAAUUGUCCAAAGAAAUAUCAACGUGCUGAGUCAUUAAUAAUGGCGAAUCAUAUAGCACUUCAUUGUCCUGGUGUAAGUAAAGAAAUUUCUCGCUUUUACAUUCAACAAUGUGCUGAGUGUAAUGUAGUUCAAGGUGAAGAAUCAGUCUUCAAGUUCCAAAAAACAUAA
Ambispora gerdemannii is the source of this 267-nucleotide messenger RNA. NCBI's taxonomy places the organism in Eukaryota, Fungi, Glomeromycota, Glomeromycetes, Archaeosporales, Ambisporaceae. The record is from the annotation of a GenBank genome assembly.